AUGGCGCUUAGGCAGGCCGCACGAUAUGUUGUGCCUCUAGGCGUGGCCGCUGGCGCAGCCUACUUCGCCGCAGCAAACCAGCAGCAGCUGGCGCCUUUCUGCGCUGCGGCGGACAGCCAGGGCCCCGCCCUGGACCCCAGCGAGUGGCGCCCCCUGAAGCUGGUGUCGAAGCAAAAGCUGACCCACAACUCCUUCCAGCUCAAGUUUGCGCUGCCUGACAGCCAGCAGGAGGUGGGCCUGCCUGUGGCCAGCUGUCUCCUCGUCAAGGCCCCCAUCCAGGGCCCCGGGGAUGAGAAGCCAAAGGUGGUGAUCAGGCCCUACACACCCAUCUCGCCGCCCGAUGCCAAGGGCUACCUCGAGCUGGCGAUCAAGGCUUACUCGGAGGGCAAAAUGUCAAAGCACCUCGGCAGCCUGCAGGCACGUGACCGCUGCGGGGCCGACGCGUUUUGUUUUGUCGGCGACACUCUCGACUUCAAGGGGUGA
Molecule: messenger RNA, 483 nt
Organism: Monoraphidium neglectum
Lineage: Eukaryota; Viridiplantae; Chlorophyta; Chlorophyceae; Sphaeropleales; Selenastraceae
Product: NADH-cytochrome b5 reductase-like protein
Exons: 6
Coding region: 1-483 (160 amino acids)
Molecular function (GO): cytochrome-b5 reductase activity, acting on NAD(P)H
Source: RefSeq, a predicted model, not a curated record